Plectropomus leopardus (leopard coralgrouper) is the source of this 531-nucleotide messenger RNA. NCBI's taxonomy places the organism in Eukaryota, Metazoa, Chordata, Actinopteri, Perciformes, Serranidae. The record is from RefSeq and is a predicted model, not a curated record.
AUGGUCACCAAGGUGCAGGUGGAGCUGCUGCAGAGAGAAAACUCUGUCCAAGCCACAGAACUGACAUCUUUUGAAACUAGACUGACCGCCUCCGAGAGCAAAACAAGUGACCUAGAAAAAGAGACUGCAGAGUUGCAGACCAGACUGAACAACAGUGAGAGUGAACUUCUCGUUAGCAAGUCCAGGAUUGAUCAGCUGGAGAGAGAAAAUGCAGAGAGACCAAAGGUGGCCUUCUACGUAGCUCUGACCGAUGCAGGACACGUUGGACCGUACAACACAGACAUCACACUGAAAUACAGCAAGGUCUUCACCAACAUCGGCAAUGCUUACAAUCCAGCUACAGGUUUCUUCACAGCACCAGUCAAUGGGGUCUAUUAUCUCCAGUUCACUGUGUAUGGUGGCCGUAAUGGUGCUUCAGGUGUAAAAUUGUACAAAAACAGCCAGGGGAUUAUGUAUAAUUACAACGUGAUUAAUGGAGGUGGUAGUUUUUUGACUCACUCUGUUAUCUUGGAGCUCUUUGCAGGAGAUACA